This is a messenger RNA of Centropristis striata (black sea bass), 4975 nucleotides long. RefSeq names its product 1-acylglycerol-3-phosphate O-acyltransferase 3 (gene agpat3). Gene Ontology annotation, molecular function: 1-acylglycerol-3-phosphate O-acyltransferase activity. Bases 314 to 1447 code for a protein of 377 amino acids. Gene Ontology annotation, cellular component: endomembrane system; endoplasmic reticulum. The record is from RefSeq and is a predicted model, not a curated record. The transcript has 10 exons. NCBI's taxonomy places the organism in Eukaryota, Metazoa, Chordata, Actinopteri, Perciformes, Serranidae.
CAGAUGGGCUUUGAGGAAAUGGGGGCUUUAACAGACAAACAAUAGCGCUCUUGCAAAUCGCAUUAACUCAAGUCAUUUUUAUUGCGUUUCAGGAAACGGACGAAGCAAGAGGGACUCUUCAGUCCAUUUAUUUUACGUCCCUGAAGGCAAGGAAGCAACGAAAAAGUAUCACAAAAUCUACCGACUCCCAAGUGAAUAAUUCCAGGACUGUAUUACUGGCUGACGGACCGUGCAAACGAGGCUUGUAAAAGGAUCCCACCGUGGUUGGUCGUAGUGUAUAGAGAGCCUACUCAGCUCUCUGGGCUCCUCAGCCAUGGCUCUGCUGGCCUACCUGAAGAGCCUGUUCAUCCUGCAGUUGCUGAUGGGCUUUGUGUUUGUGGUGAGCGGCCUCAUCAUAAACUUCAUUCAGCUCUGCACCUGCAUCCUCUGGCCGAUCAACAAACAGCUCUAUCGCAGAAUCAACUGCCGACUCUCCUACUCCCUCUGGAGUCAGCUGGUGAUGCUGCUGGAGUGGUGGUCGGGCACAGAAUGCACACUAUACACCGACCAAGCUACGGUGGACAAGUUUGGCAAAGAGCAUGUCAUCACCAUCCUCAACCACAACUAUGAGAUCGACUUCCUGUGUGGCUGGACCAUGUGUGAAAGAUAUGGCAUCCUAGGGAGUUCAAAAGUGCUAGCCAAACAUGAGCUACUGAAGGUUCCUCUGAUUGGCUGGACCUGGUACUUCCUAGAAAUAGUCUUCUGCAAAAGAAGGUGGGAGGAGGACCGAAAGACUGUCUUCAAAGGACUGAGCAGGCUCAAAGACUAUCCUGAAUAUAUGUGGUUCCUGCUGUAUUGCGAGGGCACCCGCUUCACAGAGACGAAGCACCAAAUCAGUAUGCAGGUUGCAGAGAGUAAAGGCCUGCCCAAGCUCAAAUACCACCUCCUGCCCCGAACCAAAGGGUUCACCACCACACUGCAGUGUCUUAAAGGCACAGUAAGCGCUGUGUAUGAUGUGACCCUAAACUUCAAAGACAACCAAACUCCCACCCUCCUGGGCAUCGUCAACGGCAAGAAAUACAAAGCCGACAUGAGCGUGAGGCGGUUUCCUGUGGAGGAGAUACCAGAUGAUGAGAAAGAGUGUGCCAUCUGGCUGCACAAGCUCUACCAGGAGAAGGAUGCCUUACAGGAAAUGUACAAAAAGGAAGGCAAGUUCCCCGGACCCACAAUAACCCCACGUCGCAGGCCAUGGACACUGCUGAACUUCCUGUUCUGGGCCACCCUGCUGCUUUCACCCCUCAUUAACUUUGCUUGUGGAGUGGCCGUCAGCGGCUCCCCCCUCCUCAUCAUUGGCUUUAUCCUCUUCCUCAUCAUAGCCUCGAUAGCUAUCCGCCGCCUCAUCGGGGUCACCGAGGUGAAGAAAACAGGCUCCAGUUACGGCAACCCAGAGGCCAAGAAACAAAACUAAAGUGUGUCACCCCCUCUGUGUACGGCCGUUUGUGUACGGUCACCCUGCGGUGACUCACCCCUACCCAAAUCCAUUCUCCUCCUACUGUUGAGUCAGUUGGCAGGCUGGGGAGGAGACCCAGCUGUGAAAACAUAAUAGAGACCAGAGUUAGAAAUACUAAUGGCACUAGAGUGAGAGUGAGCAUGGAUGGUCUGGGGUCCAAGCUCUCUGGUGUAACACAGAACAUAAGGAGGGGGAGAUGCAGUACUGUAUUCCCCUGCAUCUUUCUUAAUCCAGCUAGCGACCCACUGUCUUCAUCCAAGUCCCAUUAAAUCCCGGUAACACCCAAGGUUAAGCUCCUAACCUGUCUGACAGCCAGUCAGCCCAUUUCCUGCUCUGCUCUAACUACCGCCACUUCCUGUCCGAGUCAUCAGCCAAUCAGGGAGUGGGGACACGCUUGUUCUUUUUGCCCACAGAACACAAGCCGAUCUGCAUCUGAUCUUUUUAAUCUUAACCAUCCAGGGGCAGUCCAUUUCUGCAACAGCAAUCUGUAACAUGCAGGACAUCUCCCUCCCUUUUUUUCACUAAGUGGGACUUGUAAUGGGAACCGGUGCCUUGAGGCCCAGCCUGGUUUCCAUCAUCUUAAAGGGUCUGUUCACCCAAAUCACAAAACCUUGACCAGUUAAUGUCUACAUAGUUAUCCAGCCACCAGGAUGGUUUGGGUUUUUAUGCCCAGGGUCUGAGAUUGCCAUCAAUGUAGGUGAAUGAAAAGCUUGCAUCUUAUUUGAAAAACUUUGCAGCAGUGCAUCUUUCCUAAAUAAACGUCUCUGUUAUUCUGGAUAAUUCCUGAACAAGUGAAAAGUGACCAUGUUGACACUGUUGGAUUAUCCAAGUGGUAGGCAAGUUUCUGUAAUUUUAAAUAAGUCGUGCACCACUACUGACAUUCACUUCACCUUCUUUGAAUCUGUUGAUCUUGGUGAACUGACCUUUUAACAUCUUGGCUAGGAAAAGGCUGGUGUCUGCUAAACUACAGCAAGGGCUCCAAAUGUGAAAACUGUCCUCGUCAAGGACACCUACCAUCUGUUACAGGUCUCAUUUGUCGCCCACAGCACCACAACACCCACGGAUUCAUCUUGACACAUUUGAUUAUUUUUUUCUUCCUAUUUUCACUUGCUUUACACAAAUAGGCAUUCGCAUAUUGUUCAUUUUUACAACAUUAUUUAACACUUUGUUUCCCCCUAAAUGUGAUAUUAAUUAAACCAGCAAUCCCAGUCCAAACACUGAAGCAGUGAAGACCAACUGUCUUCAUGUAGCCUCGCAGCCAUUAGCAUAUUGUUUUCUGUCUGGAUAUAAACUGUCGUAGUGAUGUUUUAACCUUUGCCUUAAAUCAAGCUUGCUCAGGCAACGGAUUGCUUAUUCGCCACCCCUUUAAAACAGCACCCACCUCUUACCUCUGUUUGAAUAUUCAUCUUCCUCCCGUUACGAUGCAUGAAGGAGCAGUGUGCAUUCAUUUGGUUUAAUAACCAAAGCAAAGAAAAGUAAUUGAAAAACCAAUUUUAAUGUCUAAAGAGGAAAGCUAGAGUUUGUUAAAGGUAUCCUAGUACCUGUUCAUAGUUGUUAGUUAAAGAAAGCUUCUUCCACAUCGUGUGCACCAUUUCACCAUUUUUAAAUCAGUCAUCCCAGAAUCGGUUGUUUUUAACAGAUUAAAUGUUGGCUGCUGCAGUACAUGAGUAGAUCUCUUCCAGUGUUAAGAGACACAUUUCCUGGUUCAACAGUCAAACAGUGGUAGAGACACGGCAGAGGUAUUUAGUGUCCUGCUCUCUCCUCUCCUCUCCCCCUUCCCGUGCCACAUGUAGACCUAAUCACAUAUUUUUUUGGUUUUCACUCCUCAGCAGCUGUAUGUUGUGUACUUUCUCUGUAGACAUAUUUCAACCCAAACAGAUUUCAUGCAAGCCUUAAGAGACAGUGCUGCUUAAUUUUUGUGUGAAAAUGUAGAAAGUGACGAGCCCAGGUGCUAGCGAAGAAUUGAAAACUGUUCAAAUGUUCUCGAAUAGAAGCGAGUUGCUGGGAUUAGUUGCCGAGCAGCUCGUUUUAAAGUUCUAACAUUAAGAAUUAAAAAGAAAAGAAAAUGGAUAAAACCUCAAAGAGCUCUCUUGGGAAUUGAUUUAUAGUUUUUUACAAGACGAAACUUUGAGUUGCUUUACCUCAAAUAUCUGUUAAAAGCUUUAGUAUCUUGGCCUGUUAUCUUUUUCCUCAAGAGAUCUGAUCACAUACCAACGCAGUCCAACUCAUCCUGUCACUCAGUAAAAAUCAUAAUCCAAAGCAGAAAGGAUGUUGAAACAUUCAGACAAGGAUUUGGAAAACAACUUUUUACACUGGAUGUUUUUUUUAUUCAGUAAAGAAAUAUAACUAUCUUGUGGUUGUUGUAAUUUUCUGAGGUCUCCAAUGGAAUUAAAUAACAUUACAACUUUACUUUUUUAAAGAUAAUUGAGUUAGUGGCGCCUCUUACGUCAGCUUUUUUGUUUUCUAAGGCUAUUUUUAUGUUUUCUUCAAUUAAGACACUUGAGAAUAUUAAAGGAUUUAAUCACAAAACAACUCUUACUCUUCUGACUUAUUUGGAUCUGUGUGAGUUUCUGUUUGCACAGCAGUUCAGUUACAAUGAUUAUAUCUCAGCGUGAAUCCAGGAUCAGACACAAAACAUGUCUCAACUGUUUCCUCCCGUCUUUUCUCAUCCAUCAGAGGAACCAUUUUCACAGAGGCACAUCUCCGUCCAUCCAUCCUCCUUCAUUCAUCAUGACACAUCCACAGUUUCCCAUUCAGCAACACUAUAAAGUCGCACAUCUGUUACAGUAUGUAGACUGUAAACUGAAAAUAUGUACAUAAGGUAAAUGAUGAAUGUCACAUUCACGUUUAGGAAUUGUAGAGAUGUACGUAGCUGUUAUUUUGCAGUAGACCUUUUGAAUGACACAUUAACCAGUUGUCCAUGAAAUGUCCCGAGGACAUUUUGGAUACAUAGUCACAGGACGUGUGACCGGAUGUUGAGAGACUGUAUAAAUAUGUACAUAAUGUAAAUGAUGAGUAUGAUGUUCACUUUUAGACAUGGCAGUGAUGCUCUUCUGUUCUUUUGCAAUAGUUCGUUUGAAUGACGGGCCGUGCGUUCAGGCUACAACCAAAUGUACCACUGAUGGAAGAUUCAAGCAGAGCUGGCCUCCGGGGUGCAGUUUAGAAAAAUGAUUUGCAAAGGUUUUACCUGACACUAGCUCACCUUUCAGGUUUGAAGCUGUAAAUGCCUUCAGUGAUGCCUCUCUUCUAAUUAAAGCCACAGACUGAAGGCUGAAGUCACAGAUGAUGCUUAUAAAGCAUUUUUUCCAACUUUGUAAUUAAUCAUGGUUUCUUACUGUAGUCAAUUACUUUUUUGCAUGAUGUGCACUCCUGCACCGUCACUGAAUCGAGUUAAUUCUGACUCAGGGACUCUUUUACAGACUGGCAAUGCAACAGCUGUGGCAUUAACUCUGAAUUUGAACCUGAAUAAAAAGGCUUUCUGAGGAA